GCGACACACAUCCGCCUGCAUGCACCAAUGGACAUUAGAGAGGAUAGAGAGGAGGAGACCGAUGCCACAGAAAUGCUAGGCCCUAUACUUCACUUUGCCACUUUAUGGUUAUUAAAGUUGAAGGCGGACAGCAGCAGUUUUGUUCAGCAGCAUGGCGGCGCCUUUAACUGACCUGGAGAAGCGUAAACAGAUCAGUAUCAGGGGAAUAGUCGGUGUCGAGAACGUCGCCGAGUUGAAGAAAGGUUUUAACCGACACCUCCACUUCACUUUGGUCAAAGACAGGAACAUAGCGACGCCGCGGGAUUAUUACUUCGCCCUCGCGCACACGGUUCGAGAUCACCUGGUGGGAAGAUGGAUCAGAACGCAACAGUUUUACUAUGAGACCGACCCCAAGCGGGUGUACUACCUCUCCCUGGAGUUCUACAUGGGCAGAACCCUCCAGAACACCAUGAUUAACCUGGGGCUGCAGAACGCCUGUGACGAGGCCAUCUACCAGCUGGGUUUGGACAUGGAGGAUCUGGAGGAGAUGGAGGAGGAUGCAGGGCUGGGGAACGGAGGCCUGGGCAGGCUGGCAGCUUGUUUCCUGGACUCGAUGGCCACCCUGGGUCUGGCAGCGUACGGUUACGGCAUCCGUUAUGAAUAUGGAAUCUUCAACCAGAAGAUCAAGGAAGGUUGGCAGGUGGAAGAGGCAGAUGAUUGGUUGCGUCAUGGUAACCCCUGGGAGAAGGCCCGCCCUGAGUACAUGCUACCUGUGCACUACUACGGCAGAGUGGAGGAGUCUAAGGAAGGGGCCAGAUGGGUGGAUACACAGGUGGUCCUGGCCAUGCCUUAUGACACGCCCAUCCCUGGGUAUAUGAACAACACAGUCAACACCAUGAGGCUGUGGUCAGCCAGAGCUCCCAACGAUUUCAACCUGAAGGACUUCAAUGUUGGAGAUUACAUCCAAGCUGUUCUGGACAGGAAUCUGGCGGAGAAUAUUUCUCGUGUCCUCUACCCCAACGAUAACUUCUUUGAGGGGAAGGAGCUACGCCUGAAGCAGGAGUACUUUGUGGUGGCGGCCACACUUCAGGACAUCAUCCGACGCUUCAAGAUAUCCAAGAAGGGCUCAAGCGGUCCAGUGUCUUUCGACAGCUUCCCAGAGAAGGUGGCCAUCCAGUUGAAUGACACUCAUCCUGCGAUGGCCAUCCCAGAGCUCAUGAGGGUCUUUGUGGACGUUGAGAAACUAGACUGGGACACGGCGUGGGCCAUCACCAAGCGGACCUUUGCGUACACCAAUCACACAGUUCUUCCCGAGGCUCUGGAGCGCUGGCCCGUUGGCCUGCUGGAGACCCUGCUACCCAGACACCUUCAGAUCAUCUACAGGAUCAAUCAGGGACACCUGGACGGGAUUAGAGCUCUCUUUCCAGGAGACCUGGAUAGGAUACGCAGGAUGUCUCUGAUCGAGGAAGACGGGGGCAAGAGGGUCAACAUGGCCCAUCUGUGCAUCGUGGGAUCUCACGCUGUCAACGGAGUCGCAGAGAUACACUCCAACAUCAUCAAGAAUGACGUGUUCCGAGACUUCAGCGAAUUAGAACCGGAUAAAUUCCAGAACAAGACCAAUGGCAUCACUCCUAGGCGCUGGCUCCUCCUCUGUAACCCGGGAUUGGCUGAGCUAAUCGCUGAGGCCAUUGGGGAGGAAUAUGUGAAAGACCUCAGUCAGUUACAGAAGCUCAAUGAGCUGGUCAAGGAUGAUGCCUUCAUUAGAGAUGUGUCUAAUGUCAAGCAGGACAACAAGGUGAAGUUUUCACAGUACCUGGAGAAAGAGUACAAGGUGAACAUCAACCUGUCCUCCAUGUUCGACGUCCACGUCAAGAGGAUUCACGAGUACAAGCGCCAGCUCCUCAACUGCCUUCACAUUAUCACCAUGUACAACCGCAUCAAGAAGAACCCAAAAGCACCUUUUGUUCCCCGGACUGUGAUCAUUGGUGGCAAGGCUGCCCCAGGGUAUCACAUGGCCAAGAAGAUCAUCAAGCUGAUCACGGCCGUCGGACAUGUGGUCAACAAAGACCCAGUGGUGGGAAGCAAACUGAAGGUCAUCUACCUGGAGAACUACAGAGUCUCCCUGGCUGAGAAAGUAAUCCCAGCCACGGACCUGUCUGAGCAGAUCUCCACAGCUGGCACGGAGGCGUCCGGCACUGGCAACAUGAAGUUCAUGCUGAACGGAGCACUCACCAUCGGCACUAUGGACGGAGCCAACGUAGAGAUGGCCGAGGAGGUUGGAGAGGAGAACAUGUUCAUCUUCGGCAUGAGGGUGGAGGACGUGGCAGAGAUGGACGUACAGGGCUACGAUGCCGUGACGUAUUACAACAACAUCCCAGAACUGAAGCAGGCCGUUGACCAGAUUCAGGGAGGAUUCUUCAGCCCUAAACAACCAGAGCUCUUCAAAGACAUCACCAACAUGCUCUUCAACCACGACCGCUUCAAGGUGUUUGCAGACUAUGAGGGUUACAUAAAGUGCCAGGAGAAAGUCAGCCAACUAUAUCAGAAUCCUAAGGAGUGGACGCAGAUGGCGAUCAAGAAUAUCGCUGCUUCCGGAAAGUUCUCUAGCGACCGCACCAUCACCGACUACGCCACGGAGGUGUGGGGGGUGGAGCCUACUGAUCUGAAGAUCCCACCCCCCAACGAGCCCCGCAAGGCCUUGGAGGAGACCGCCAGGGUGCUGACGGAGAAGUGAGGCUGCCUGGUGUGGUGUAGGGUGACAUUGACAUCUAGGGAAACGUCACCCAGAAGCGCCUCGUGUUCUUUUUAAAGGGACAAUCUGGGAUUCAGACAACAACAAAGUAGUCACCACGCUACUUUUGGUAAACAGCUGAGGGAUAGCCACUCCCAAAUGUAUAAACGCAGCUAUGGAGGCAAGUCCAUCUGUGAGAUUGAAAUGUUUUAAUCAUGUUUUGAAAUGAGUCAAAUCCCAGAUUGCCCCUUUAGCUCAAUAAACUGAGUUUUGUUUGUAAAACACCUUAACUGAUGCAAAAUAACAGUCUGCUACAUACCCUCAGAAUAAACAAACAGUCUGCUACAUACCUUCAGAAUAAACAAACAGUCUGCUGCAUACCUUCAGAAUAAACAAACAGUCUGCUGCAUACCCUCAGAAUAAACAAACAGUCUGCUACAUACCUUCAGAAUAAACAAACAGUCUGCUACAUACCUUCAGAAUAAACAAACAGUCUGCUACAUACCUUCAGAAUAAACAAACAGUCUGCUGCAUACCCUCAGAAUAAACAAACAGUCUGCUGCAUACCCUCAGAAUAAACAAACAGUCUGCUACAUACCUUCAGAAUAAACAAACAGUCUGCUACAUACCUUCAGAAUAAACAAACAGUCUGCUACAUACCUUCAGAAUAAACAACAGUCUGCUACAUACCCUCAGAAUAAACAAACAGUCUGCUACAUACCUUCAGAAUAAACAAACAACAGUCUGCUGCAUACCUUCAGAAUAAACAGUCUGCUACAUACCUUCAGAAUAAACAAACAACAGUCUGCUACAUACCUUCAGAAUAAACAGUCUGCUACAUACCUUCAGAAUAAACAAACAACAGUCUGCUACAUACCUUCAGAAUAAACAGUCUGCUACAUACCUUCAGAAUAAACAACAGUCUGCUGCAUACCUUCAGAAUAAACAACAGUCUGCUACAUACCUUCAGAAUAAACAACAGUCUGCUACAUACCUUCAGAAUAAACAGUCUGCUACAUACCUUCAGAAUAAACAACAGUCUGCUACAUACCUUCAGAAUAAACAACAGUCUGCUACAUACCUUCAGAAUAAACAAACCAAAUUAUCAAAUUUUCCCCAGCAUUUCUGAAUCCACCUUCUAAAUACAAGGUCAAAUGGCAGCCUGUCCACUAUAUAGUGCACUACUGUUGACCGGACUGCUAUUGGCCUUGGUCGAAAGUAGUGCACCUUAAAGUGAACAGGGGUGCCAUUUGGGGAAACUUGCCCGUUAGCCAGCUACCAGUGAGUGGUCCAUUCUUAGCAAAACUGUCUCAUACUAUAUAGCGAGGGUUGAAUAUUUUCCAUUAUUAAUUACCCUUGUUUUUUUUCCAAUGUUCUGUGUUGCAUCAAAAUAAAUAUAUUCGUGUCUGA
This is a messenger RNA of Oncorhynchus kisutch (coho salmon), 4120 nucleotides long. RefSeq names its product phosphorylase, glycogen, liver (gene pygl). The coding region runs from base 152 to 2713 and encodes 853 amino acids. Gene Ontology annotation, biological process: glycogen catabolic process. The record is from RefSeq and is a predicted model, not a curated record. Gene Ontology annotation, cellular component: cytoplasm. Gene Ontology annotation, molecular function: glycogen phosphorylase activity; pyridoxal phosphate binding. Lineage: Eukaryota; Metazoa; Chordata; Actinopteri; Salmoniformes; Salmonidae. The transcript has 20 exons.